AUGACAGCAGGUUGGGAGGGCCCGCUCAAGUGCAGCUCAAGUGCAGCUCAAGUGAGAGCGCCUGCUGGUACUGUGUGCUUCUCACAGCUCCAGGCCCAGGCCCUGCUGCCCUGCUGCAGACAACAAAGCCAUGGUCUCUGUGCCCUGAUCCUGCAGAAGCUCAUGGGGAGCUCCAGAUUGGCACCCUUGCUCCUGCCUCUCCUCCUGCCACACUGGACCAGCCGCUGUCUACUGGCCUCCUAUGUGUCCACCUGCCUCUGCCUCCUGAGUGCGGGGAUCAAAGGCGUGCACCACCACCGCCCAUCGCAGCCUCCCAAGGAAUGGCUUACACCUGUGUGUUACUGUGCCGACUUUCUAUUUGACACAGGAAGUUCCGCUCAGACUCCCUGCCCUACCCUCCUGGCCACAAAGCCCUGGCACUGGCCCUGCUGUUUGUGCCUGCGUCUGGUGUCACAUCCUUCAGGCCUUCAGUGGGGCUGGUUCCCUCUCUUGGUGAAGAAAUCUAAAAGUCCUCGUAAGUUUGAAUUCUACUGGAGGCGCCGGACACCAGCAUCCUCCCAGAGGAAGCUGCUAGGCAGCCUUUCCCCAUCUCUGGAAGGCCAUCGCAUUUCCAACCCCUUCCCAGCUAUCUCUCGCAAAGGACCACGCUCCAAAAGGACCCAGCCUUCAGAUGCAGAAGGCGUAGAGCAUCUUCCUGGAGCAGGUUCCCAAAAGCUUGGAGGACCUGAAUUCUCCUUUGAUUUGCUGCUCGAGGCACAGGCUAUUCGGGUGACUAUUCCUCCAGGCCCAGAGGCUAGUGUGCGUCUUUGUUACCAGUGGACACUGGAAUGUGAAGACAUGAGCAGUCCCUUUGAUACCCAGAAAAUUGUGCCUGGGGGCCACACUACAGACCUGCCCUAUGAAUUCCUCCUGCCCUGCAUGUGCAUAGAGGCCUCCUACCUGCAAGAGGACACGGUGAGGCGUAAAAAGUGUCCCUUCCAGAGCUGGCCUGAAACCUAUGGCUCGGACUUCUGGAAGUCAGUCCACUUCACUGACUACAGUCGGCACGAUCAGAUGGUCAUGGCUCUGACGCUCCGUUGCCCACUGAAACUGGAGGCCUCCCUCUGCCAGAGACAGGACCCACUCAUGCCCUGUGAAACCCUCCCUAAUGCCACAGCACAGGAAUCAGAAGGAUGGUAUGUCCUGGAGAAUGUGGACCUGCACCCCCAGCUCUGCUUUAAGUUUUCUUUUGAAAACAGCAGCCAUAUUGAAUGUCCCCACCAGAGCGGGUCUCUCCCGUCCUGGACUGUGAGCAUGACUACCCAGGGCCAGCAACUGACCCUGCACUUUUCCUCGGGGACGUAUGCUACCUUCAGCGCUGCCUGGAGUACCCCAGGCUUGGAGCUGGAUACCCUGAUGCCUACUGUGUAUAGCGUCAGCCAGACCCAGGGCUCAGUCCCAGCGACUUUAGAUCUCAUCAUUCCCUUCUUGAGGCCGGGGAGUUGCAUCCUGGUGUGGAGGUCAGAUGUCCAGUUUGCCUGGAAGCACCUUUUGUGUCCUGAUGUCUCCCAUAGGCACCUGGGGCUCUUGAUCCUGGCACUGCUGGGCCUCGCCACUCUCCUGGGCAUAGUUCUGAGCCUCCUCUGUCGGCGCAUGCUGCCUGGCCCAGGCCAAGCGCGGCCAAUUUUACUACUGCAUGCAGCCGACUCAGAGGCACAGCGGCGUCUGGUGGGAGCGUUGGCCGAACUGCUGCGGACCGCGCUGGGCGGCGGGCGCGACGUCAUCGUGGAUCUCUGGGAGGGGACGCAUGUGGCACGCAUUGGACCACUGCCGUGGCUCUGGGCGGCGCGGGAGCGCGUGGCGCGGGAGCAAGGCACGGUGCUGCUGCUGUGGAACUGUGCAGGCCCCAGCCCGGCCGGCAGCAGCGGCGACCCACACACCGCGUCCCUUCGCACCCUGCUCUGCGCUGCCCCAAGCCGGCUGCUGCUUGCCUACUUCAGUCGCCUCUGCGCCAAAGGCGACAUCCCCCGGCCUCUGCGCACUCUGCCACGCUACCGCCUGCUUCGUGACCUGCCGCGCCUGCUGAGGGCUCUGGAUGCUCGGCCUGCCACCCUAGCCACCAGCUGGAGUCACCUUGGGGCUAAGCGGUGCUUGAAAAACCGCCUGGAGCUGUGUCACCGGCUGGAACUCGCCGCCAAAGUUGACCACCAAGACUCAGCCGAUCAUCCCUGCCGUUCCAGUUGUCUGUAGCCUCAGCCUAUGGAGCAACAGCUGGAACUCCAGAAUGGGGCCUCAGGCUUGUACUCUUGGGGUGCUUCUUGCCCCCACCAAACUGUAAGACUCACCCUAGGCCCCAAACUUGGCCCAGCUUUCCUCUCACACAUGCUUCCUCUCAGAGUCCCUGGGAGAAAAUUGGGCUUUCUUGAUAGCUCCUCAGCCCUUCCCGAGGAGGAGGGGCCGCUUUUCCAUUUCUUUUUGGAAACUGCAAAGACAGCCACCUGCACCAUACAUUCUAGCCCAGGCUGGAGAGCUGGGCCAGGGUUGGGAAACAGGCUUUGUCUGUCAAGGUCUUGAAGGUGGUUCUGCUCAGCGGAGUUGAGAGAAACCCCUUGUAAGCAAGGGGUCGGUCACCCUUUCCCAGAGGGAGGCCCUCUCCAGAGGUAGUUUGAUUUUUUUUUUUU
Molecule: messenger RNA, 2660 nt
Organism: Peromyscus eremicus (cactus mouse)
Lineage: Eukaryota; Metazoa; Chordata; Mammalia; Rodentia; Cricetidae
Gene: Il17re
Product: interleukin 17 receptor E
Exons: 16
Coding region: 1-2229 (742 amino acids)
Molecular function (GO): interleukin-17 receptor activity
Source: RefSeq, a predicted model, not a curated record